CUAACGUACUGAAUAGCUUCAGUCUACGUUCAGUCCUCGGCCUAGUACUUUCUCGGACCUUUUUGGCUCUUUUAAACAAAAUUUGUUAAAAAAAAACACAAAAAUUUUCAAAAUGUUUCAAAUGUUGCGUCUGAAGUGUCGCUCGCUGGUGAACCGAAGCAUGUUGCCGUGCAUAGAGUCUCUGAUGAAUGCCUGUGCCCAGUUCAAGGGGGACUGGGCUAAGAAUACUGGCCUGUUGCGCCAGGGGCAGUUCCCUAGCAUCCUCCAACCUAUCCAGAUGCGGCGCUACAGCAGUGGCAAGAAGGGUAGUGAGCCGCCGGAAUGCCCGGAACCAAGGCAGUGCGAAUCUGAGAAGAAAUCGGCUAACAGCUGCGGUCCUGCCCGCUUCAAGGGCACCAUUUGCCAACAGGGUCAAGGCAAGAAGAAAAAGGAGCCCAAGGAAAAGCCCAAGAAGAAGUUGAUCACGCCGGACCAACUAAAGAUGCAAUCGAUGUGGUACGUUCCCGGGUGCGAGUAUGAGAAAAAGUGUUAUGUGCCCGCCCGUCUUGACAUCAAGCAUUACCGUGUAUCGAAUAAAGAGGAGCGCGAGUACCAGGUCACCUGGAACGAGUGUCCGCGGCUGCUCAUCAAGCCCAGGAAGGUCUGUAUCUACCAGAGGAGCUCGAAACCGAAGCGCUGCCGUAGAAAGCGUAAGGUGCCCGCUGCCACGGCCCGUCCAUCGUUGCCGAUGCUCAACCCGAUGGAGUGCAAGAAGGCGGAAAAGCUGGAGUGUCCCCGGUGGGUCCUGCCCUGUUGCAAGCCAGUCCGUAACCCCCCCAGCUGUAAGCUCAACCGCACGAUAUCCAAGUGCAAGAAGAUCAAAGCUCCGUAUCCGAGCUUCUCCGAAUGCAAGAAGGAGGCACUUAACGAGUCACCACCGGUCGAGUGCCAGUGCUUGCGAAUUCCAAUGGCUUGCGAGAUGUGGGCCGAGUUGCGUCGCCGGAUUGCCAGGGGAAAAGAUCCUACAAUUAAAUGCGGUGAGGUCUAUAUAGGAAGUUUCUUCCAAAUUUUGAUUCAGUUCCAAAUUUAUUCUACACCUAUAACAACCAAGUUUCAUUUCGCGCUUAGCUUAUUUAUUUAUUUUUUCCUUUCUUUUUUUUUGGAACUUCUGGAAUUUAAAUAUUAUUUUUUUGUGAAAUCAAAAUUCUACAAUUCAGUUAUGAAUUCGUCAAGGGCUUUGGUAUGCAAUUGCUGCAGGUUCUCCAGUCUGAAAUGUACAAGGCCGGUCUUAUCGCGGGGCAUGAAGCAGCUCCGGAUGGACGAUAUGUACUAUAAGCCUGGUAGCUACCGAGAGCGCGUCUACCAACAAACCUGGGCAGAACAGUAUAUGACGGAGGAGCCGCAAGAGGAGCCAAGUUGUCGCCGCGAGGACAGUGGAAGCGAAAGGAGCCAAAGCCAAAGGACCCAAAAUAGGCCUGGGAGCCGGACCGACCGCGAGUAUGCCCAGAAAACGCGACAGGAGCACACCUACAGGAUGGAGGAGGAUGAUAUGUCGCGCUGGGAUGACAACCGCUCACCUAGCAGCACUGGCCCUUCCUCCUCCCAGUCAGCGAGGCGCGGAUUCCAGUAUGCCACUUCUGCUUCGGAAGCCGUCUCAGAUGGCGCAGGCACUGGAGAUAGCAUCGACUCCAGUACAGCCAAUGCCAUGAUCAUGAAGCCUGUGGGUCCUAGACGCCUCCAGAAGAUCACAAUACCAGCCAGCGAAUUCAUAUCGAAAUUUCUUUCGGAUCAAAGGAAGAACAAGAUGCGACACUACGAGGCAGAGGUGUUCUCCGAUCGCAUUGGACAGGAGGGAUUCUACCUUGUCUGAUCAGUCUGCCCCGCAUAGCAUGAUGGCAAAAUUAAGCUUAAAUUUUUGCACAAAAUCGUCGACCAGUUGUUAAAUUUUAUCUUUACAACCCAAAAUUAGUUGCUACAUUAGUGCUAUUAAAUCUAUACUGUGAAUUAAAUGACUACAUAUAUAAAAAAA
This is a messenger RNA of Drosophila bipectinata, 2008 nucleotides long. RefSeq lists its product as uncharacterized. NCBI's taxonomy places the organism in Eukaryota, Metazoa, Arthropoda, Insecta, Diptera, Drosophilidae. The record is from RefSeq and is a predicted model, not a curated record.